AUGCUCGGUUUCGGACAACCCAGUCACUUGGCACAAAUAGGUAUAUCCGUCGAGCCGCUGCAUAUGUUCAUGUCAAUGACGCCGGCUUCCGGCACCACUCCUCAACUGGUUGACUCGUUUACUCAGUUUUCGCAAAAAAUGCUAGAAAAUUUCUGCAACUUUGCCUCCUCGUUUGCCGUGAGCGCCAGCAGUGGAACGCUGAACCCUUCCGAAAGUUACGUCCCAAUGUCGUGUGUGCAGAAAUGGUAUGAGAAUUUCGUCCGACGAAUGUCUCUGGAUCCAAACUUUUGGCGUACCUGA
Messenger RNA from Soboliphyme baturini, 300 nucleotides. The record is from the annotation of a GenBank genome assembly. Lineage: Eukaryota; Metazoa; Nematoda; Enoplea; Dioctophymatida; Soboliphymatidae.